Molecule: messenger RNA, 1854 nt
Organism: Penicillium nucicola
Lineage: Eukaryota; Fungi; Ascomycota; Eurotiomycetes; Eurotiales; Aspergillaceae
Exons: 9
Coding region: 1-1854 (617 amino acids)
Biological process (GO): intracellular potassium ion homeostasis; potassium ion import across plasma membrane
Cellular component (GO): plasma membrane
Molecular function (GO): high-affinity potassium ion transmembrane transporter activity
Source: RefSeq, a predicted model, not a curated record
AUGGCUUCUCUACGGGGAUUGGAUUCCCUUACUGUCCAUUAUGCAUAUUUCAUCCUCAUGUCUGCGAUCGGCAGUGUCAUAUUGUACACGACGGCGACGCCGAUCCAUGAGCUCCACUAUACUGACGCGUUGUUCAUGAGUUUCAGUGCCAUGACAGGCACAGGGCUGAACGUGGUGGACUUGGCCACUCUGAAUGGUAUACAACAAGGAACGCUCUUGUCACUGCUGGUCCUCGGCCAUGCUAUCUUCAUCCUCGGAGUUCUCUCCUUCCUACGCGCCCGAACGCUUCGCUCGGUCCUGAAAGAUGUGCAAAGAAAGAAGGUCGAUCAGACAGUGACUCAGACGUCAAUUGUGCAGAUACAGACAGAUUCUUUCCCAGAAGCCAAAGAUGAUGUCCCCUCUGUUAAAAUCACCAGUCUGCUCAGAACAAAUGCAACAGUGGACGAACUGCCCGACAUUUCGACCUUUGGGAAAUCGGAGCACGUAUCAUCAAACGACUAUGACUUCAUGACGGUAACUCCUCCAGAUAUGACAGAAAAUUGCCAAAAAGUCACUACCAUCACAGUCAUUGGCGACAGCGUGGAUGUCUGUGACGCCAAAACCCGCAUGUUCCGCAUCGUCGCUAGAGUGAUAAACACAAUGCAACAAGUGAAGAUAAAUUUGAGCAGCAGCUCAAUCGGCUGUGACGAGCCAGGCUGGGCAGAGUACAAGGCCCUUUCUUUGAUCUCCGCGCUUGUCGUCGGUUACUACGUGGCCUUCCUCUCCUUCGGCAUUCUGUGCUUAGGGCUUUGGAUGAAAUAUUGCCGUCCAGAGAUUGCAGAAGCAGAUGGAGUCUCUCCUUUCUGGACGGGGGCUUUCCUCGCUACAUCUGCAUUUGCUAACAACGGCAUGUCGCUCCUCAGUGCCAACAUGGGUCCCUUUCAACGAGAUGCCGCUCCGCUCCUCGUCACCGGGCUUCUCAUCCUCGUUGGAAAUACACUUUUCCCGUGCUUGCUCCGGCUUUCAAUUUGGGUGAUGAGAAAGAUGAUCCCUGAGAAACCAGCCUGGCACGCGUGGCGACGAGUGUUUGAUUUGACUCUGACUCGGUCUCAGGAUGUGUGUGCGUAUUUGUAUCCAUCUUGGCAUACGUGGUUCUUGUUCGGCACCAUCUUGAUGCUGAACAGCAUCAUGUGGGGAGCGUUCGAGCUUGCUGCUAUCAACACCGUCGAGAUUGCGGCGCUCUCUCCUAAAUACCGGGUCUUGGAUGGUCUCUUUCAAUCUUUGGCUGUGCGCGGCGGUGGUUUCUCUGUCGUUGCCUUUGACGGGCUGCCACAAGCAUUACUUAUUCUAUACGCCCUGAUGAUGUAUCUUUCUGCCUUCCCAGUAUCAACUCUGAUCAGCGGAAGAGAAGCCCUCCAAGAAAAUUCCACAAGCACCUUCGACAAGGAACGCGAUCUCACCAACCCUCCACCCUCAACCACCGACGCACCUCGCUCAACAUUCGCCCGCGGCCAGUUCUUCUUCAAGCAACUCCGCUCCCAAUUCAGCCACGACAUUUGGCUCAUCUCUCUCGUGGUCCUCCUCGUAACCGUGGCCGAGUCAGACCACUACAAAACUCAGCCCGUCUCAUUCUCCACCUUUAACAUCAUCUUCGAAAUCAUAUCCGCGUACAGCUGUGUCGGAGUGAGCAUCGGAUACCCCGGCAAGAGCUAUGCCUUCUGUGGCGAGUGGCACACCUUCAGCAAGAUCUUGUUAAUUAUCACUGCCUUGAAGGGCCGUCAUCGCGGUCUGAACUUUUUAAACGGCAAGGCUAUAUCCCAUGGUGGGUCUUGGGAGCCGAUUGAAGAGAAGCUGCCACAACAGGCGUACAUGUAA